AUGGUGGGGGGAGCCUUCGGUGCUAGGGUCUUCGACUGUGGUGGUGGCAGGCUUCAACGACGGUGGUGGUGGCAGGCUUCAAUGAAGGGAACUCGACGGAUGGGCGGAGACGAUGAUGCAGUGCUGCUGGGCAGAGACGAGGAUGCAGUUGGGUGGACAUGCGCCCUUCCAAUUUACUUGGAUAAAAUGUUCAAUCAGUAUGUGGCUAUAAUUCUCUCUAUGACUUUUGUUCUAUUUUUUGGAGAGGUUAUCCCACAAGCUAUAUGCACUAGAUAUGGACUUGCAGUAGGUUCCAACUUUGUUUGGCUUGUUCGGAUUUUGAUGAUAAUUUGCUACCCAAUUUCAUACCCAAUUGGAAAGAUUUUGGAUUGGGUAUUAGGACAUAAUAAAGCUUUAUUUAGGCGAGCUCAGUUAAAAGCCGGCAAGGGUGGUGAGCUUACAAAUGACGAGACAACAAUUAUAAGUGGGGCACUAGAUUUAACUAAGAAGUCAUCUUAUCUUUUGGUUUAA
Molecule: messenger RNA, 510 nt
Organism: Humulus lupulus (European hop)
Lineage: Eukaryota; Viridiplantae; Streptophyta; Magnoliopsida; Rosales; Cannabaceae
Product: DUF21 domain-containing protein At4g14240-like
Exons: 6
Coding region: 1-510 (169 amino acids)
Biological process (GO): magnesium ion homeostasis
Cellular component (GO): intracellular membrane-bounded organelle
Source: RefSeq, a predicted model, not a curated record